This is a messenger RNA of Poecile atricapillus (Black-capped chickadee), 1413 nucleotides long. RefSeq names its product chromosome 2 C8orf76 homolog (gene C2H8orf76). Bases 136 to 1347 code for a protein of 403 amino acids. The transcript has 6 exons. Lineage: Eukaryota; Metazoa; Chordata; Aves; Passeriformes; Paridae. Gene Ontology annotation, molecular function: protein binding. The record is from RefSeq and is a predicted model, not a curated record.
CUCCGCAAUCACGCAGUUAGUUUAUCAAGGCGCGGGACCCUAGUUCAGCCCUUUACCGAAGCACUUCCCUUUCGGUGAGCGGUGAUCGAACUCCUCCCCCCGCGCGGAGCGGGGCCGGCGGGAGCGGCGGCGGCGAUGGAGCCGGCGCUGGGCCCGGAGUUCGAGGAUUCCCUGUUCGCGCCGAGCCGGGAGCGGCGGGAGGGCGGCGGGGACGGGGCUCGGUGCGGCGCCAGGCACUGCGAGCCCCGCUGGUUCCACAGCGCGGCUGACGGCGGGGAAGGCGCCGGCGGGAUCACGACCAGCAAGUUCCGGGCGGACUGGGCGUUCCGGCAGCGGGACUUCGAGAAAGCCCUGUGUGAAUACUCGGAGUGCCUGCUACUCUUACCUGCCAGCAACAUUGCAAUGAGACGCGAUGUCCAGGAGGGCCAGGCUCGGUGUUUAUCUCGCCUGGGAAGGCACAAGGAGGCUCUGGAUAUUGCAGAAAAAAUGAGAAACAGCGCUACUAACACAGAUCACUUAACGACGGUUCUCAACCUGCAGUUUUCCAUUUACCAGGAUCUGGAAAAUGUGGAAAAAAAGAUGAUGUGUCUGCAGCAACUGAUCUGCUUACAUCCUUUCAGUCCCUGGUUCUGGAAAUUACUUGCUGAAGCUUAUAUGAGCCUUUUACAGAAAUUGUCUCCAUUGGUCAUUCCGGAAGCAAAUCUAAAUCACUCUGAAGAGGUUUGUGUAAGUAAUAACAGUUUCAGAACAUCGACUGGCAGAGAGAUUCAUUUGCAGCCUCACAGAUGUGAUGGCCAGAAAGAAGGCCCUUGGUUCAGCCUUGCUGCAGAAACAAAGGAGGAGAAUGCAGUGACUUGUCCCAGCAGCCAAGUGGUGAAAGAAUUCCUCUGCACUUCAGGAGAGCUGGAGCGGACAGACAAAGAGAAAUGUGCAGACUCCAAGUCCUGGAAGCAGAACAUGUUAAAGAAGGUUGGGAUAAAAGCAUGUGCCUCAUUUAUUAGAGCAAGGCUUUUACUUCAGCUUACCCAGUCACAACAGUUGUCCUUUGUGCUAGAGAAUAACAGAAAAAGUCAAAAGGAAAUUGAUGACAAAGUGGCUCUACUUGGUUUUGAUGAAAACUCCUUGCUGCUGAUGACUAAAGCUAUGGGGCAGGAUCUUAUACCAGAAAAACUAAAAGAGGAGUUUCAGGGUGAGGUAAAAUGCAUAAGCCCUUCAGCACUGUCAUCACUGGUGACUGCUUCAGUCAUGGAAUUUGAAAUUAAAUGGUUUGGUAAUCUCCAAGAUGAUUUAUGCCACUUUGACAGACAAUUUUAUUCCGAUAUUUAUCUCCCACCUUCAGUAACAUAGAUGUUUUGUUGUAUUUAUUCUUGUAUUUCUAAAUGAUUAUGGCAUGAUACAUGCAAUAAAGUUCAU